AUGUGGGCCGUGGUAGGGGGUGCUAAAUACCUUGAUACCGAGUUGGCAGUUUCAUUUGCCCAAGCAGUAAUGUCGAUUCAUAGAGAAAAAAUAGAUUUUAGCAGAUUGCCUCACCAUUAUGAUGGGGAGGUGACGUUAGCGGUUAUUGGAGGUACAGGUUUAUAUGACUUACCCAACUUACACCCAGUUGCUAGAUUAACAAUAAGUACACCUUGGGGGUUCCCAUCAAGCUCAAUAACGAUUUCCAAAACUGAACUGGGAUUUCCUGUUGCGUUCUUAGCUAGACAUGGCCAACAUCAUGAUUUAUUACCAAGUGAUGUUCCGUCAAGAGCAAACAUUGCCGCAUUGAAAAAAUUGGGAGUCAGGGCAAUAAUUGCAUUUUCGGCAGUUGGUUCAUUGCAGGCAGAGAUCAAACCAAGAGAUUUUGUGUUGCCUACACAAAUCAUCGAUAGGACUAAAGGCAUUAGACCUUCUACUUUUUUCGAGAAAGGUUUUGUUGCUCAUGCCAUGUUUGGAGAGCCGUUUGAUUUGAAAUUAAACGAAUUGAUAGCUAAUGCCAUUCCACCUACCGGGUUCCUUGAAGGGUUUGAAAAAGAAGACGCAUCACCCAAAUUACAUACAAAGAGACAUACUAAUGGAGACGAAGAUCUCACGGUGAUUUGUAUGGAAGGACCCCAAUUUUCAACUCGUGCUGAAUCUAAAUUAUAUAGAACAUGGGGAGGAUCAAUUAUCAAUAUGUCGGUUUUGCCUGAGGCGAAACUAGCACGCGAAGCAGAAAUUGCGUAUCAAAUGAUUUGUAUGUCUACUGAUUACGAUUCAUGGAAUGAAAGCGAGGAUCCUGUUACCGUUGAGACUGUUGUUGGGAAUUUAAAGGCAAACUCAGCAAAUGCUUGUAAAUUGGCUGCUAAGUUGAUCGAUGAGUUUGCUGAAAAAGGCGGUGAUAUCGGUGAGGAUCUCAAGGGAUCAAUGAAGUUCGCUAUUAGUACUAGUCCUCAUGGCGUUAAAAAGGAAUUGUUGGAAAAGAUGCAUUACUUGUUCCCUGGAUAUUGGGAAAUUUAG
Lodderomyces oxycetoniae is the source of this 1059-nucleotide messenger RNA. It is a transcript of the gene MEU1, whose product is annotated as S-methyl-5-thioadenosine phosphorylase. The record is from RefSeq and is a predicted model, not a curated record. Gene Ontology annotation, cellular component: cytosol. Gene Ontology annotation, molecular function: S-methyl-5-thioadenosine phosphorylase activity. Gene Ontology annotation, biological process: nucleoside metabolic process. Lineage: Eukaryota; Fungi; Ascomycota; Pichiomycetes; Serinales; Debaryomycetaceae. The transcript is spliced from 2 exons. Bases 1 to 1059 code for a protein of 352 amino acids.